AUGGCGCACGACGGCUUCCUCGGGGGAUUCCACGACCUAUCCUGGCCGCUCGAUCAUGCUGCAGCCGCCGGCGCCGCGCCGUUCGACCCCCUGCGGGUAGUGGUACAUGUGCCGCACGCGCUUAUGGGCGCCGGUGCGGGGUGGGAACACGACGCUGCGGUGGGCGCGGUCGUGCCGUCGCAGUCGCAAUCGCCGUCGCCGUCGUCGCUCGCGGCGGCCGCAGCCGGAGGAGAUGCUGUUGAGGCCGCCCUGAUGGAACAGCUUGCGAGCAGGCUCGGCGUCAGCGUGCCGUCGCCGCCGUCAUCCCGGUACGCGUCCUGCCACAGCACGCCGGUGGGCUCCCCCUCCAAGCCGGCGGCGCCGUGCGCGCUCGCCGGGGACGCGGUGCUUGCGGAGCGCGCCGCGAGGCACUCAUCGUGCUUCCCGGUCUCCAGUGGGAAGCUCUCACGCGUGGCCAGCAGCCAGUCGCCUCUCGGCGAGCAGGCUCCGGCGCCCGCGCUCACGCCUGGCGCUGUUAAACAGCACGCGAGCGACGGGUCGUGUAGGGAUGGCCCCUGCCGGAAGCGGAAGGCGUCGGGCGGCAAGUGCAAGGCCAAGGACGUGGUCACCACGGCUACACCCAAGUCCCGGGAGACAGAGACGAGAGCCAAGAAAUGCAAGCUCUCCACAGACGCCGCGCAUGGCGAGGAGCAGAAGCUGGCGGCGACCGGAGAGGGAUGGCAUGGCAAUGGCAAGGGGAAGGAGGUGGCGGCAGAGCCACCCAAGGACUAUAUCCACGUGCGCGCGCGCCGGGGCCAGGCCACCGACAGCCACAGCCUCGCCGAGCGGGUGAGGAGGGAAAAGAUCAGCGAGCGCAUGAAGCUGCUGCAAGACCUCGUGCCAGGCUGCAGCAAGGUAACCGGGAAGGCCGUGAUGCUUGAUGAGAUCAUAAACUACGUGCAGUCGCUGCAACGCCAAGUGGAGUUCUUGUCGAUGAAUCUGUCGACCGUCAACCCGCGCCUCGAACUCGACGUGGAUAGCUUCAUCCCCAAAGACGCCAACAAGCUGUGUGCGCCUGCGACGUCCUCCAUGGCACAGCCACUGCCACCAGUCUACGCACUUGAGGGCUCGAGCUCGGCGUUCUGCUACACCUCGUCUCCAGGCACCGCUGCGCAGAGUGUUGUGACAAAUGCCAUCACGGACCGGUCACUUGAAGGACUUCAAAAUGCAAAUCCCCAGAUGGGGAGCUUGUGGGAAGAGGAUGAUCUCCAAAGUCUAGUCCUGAUGGGAUUCCGCGGCAAUACGUGA
This is a messenger RNA of Miscanthus lutarioriparius, 1287 nucleotides long. Lineage: Eukaryota; Viridiplantae; Streptophyta; Magnoliopsida; Poales; Poaceae. The record is from the annotation of a GenBank genome assembly.